Ctenocephalides felis (cat flea) is the source of this 1108-nucleotide messenger RNA. RefSeq names its product arginase-1-like. The transcript has 5 exons. The record is from RefSeq and is a predicted model, not a curated record. Gene Ontology annotation, cellular component: nucleus; cytoplasm; cytosol. Gene Ontology annotation, molecular function: arginase activity; manganese ion binding. Bases 35 to 1108 code for a protein of 357 amino acids. NCBI's taxonomy places the organism in Eukaryota, Metazoa, Arthropoda, Insecta, Siphonaptera, Pulicidae.
UGUUUAUAAAUCAAUUUAUUAGAAUUUUUUCAAAAUGUUUAUGAUAAGACGUCCUCAACAAGUUCCUAAGCCAACAACAGGUACUAAGCAGAAAGUUAAGUCGCUCCUGGUGAAGUGUUAUUCAACCUGCAAAGCUAAAAGUAAGGAGGUCAAAAUUGGUAUCAUUGGGAUACCUUUUAGACAUGGACAGCCUAAGGAUGGCGUCCAGAACGGACCAGACCACAUCAGGAAAACAGGACUUAUCGAAGCUUUAAAGGAAAUACCAGGUGUGAAGGACGUCAAAGACUAUGGUAACAUGUGUGAAAAAAUUCCCCAAAAAGAUCUAUCUUUGGAAGAAAGACGAAAACAUGUUAUUGACUGCAAUAAAUUGUUAUCAGAAAAAGUUUGCGAAGUUAUUAGUGAUGGCAGGAUCGUUGUCAAUUUAGGUGGUGAUCACUCUAUAGCUACUGGUUCUAUAUAUGGGCACCACCUGGCAAAAGAAGACCAAGAUGUAGCCGUGGUGUGGAUAGAUGCCCAUGCUGAUAUCAACACCCACAAAUCAUCAGAUUCGGGAAAUAUGCAUGGAAUGCCCAUGAGCCAUCUGUUAAAGGAACUUAGGAACGAUAAAGAAUUGUGGCCUGGAGUUUUACCAGGAAUGGAGUGGUGCAAACCAUGCAUUUCAAGUAAACGUUUGGGAUAUAUGGGUCUCCGAAGUGUAGAUCAUUACGAGAGGUUAUUUAUUGAUAAGUUCCACAUACCUCACUAUGAUAUGUAUAGACUGGACCGUGUGGGUGCCCUGACAGCCGUCCAUGAGUUGCUCUACCAAAUCGAUCCUGGAAACAAAAACAGUAUCCAUAUCAGCUUUGAUAUUGAUGCAUUGGAUCCUUUGGAAGCUCCAACCACCGGCACACCUGUGAGAGGUGGAAUGACUAUUCGGGAAGCUGUAGUAGUGAUGGAAGAAUUGUACAAAACUGGUCGAGUAGAUGUUAUUGAUUUAGUAGAAGUUAAUCCUGCUCUGGGAAACGAGAAGGAGGCCCAAGUUACAAGUAUGGCAGCCAGACAAAUUAUAGAGACAGCUUGUGGAGCAAACAGGAGAGGCACAUAUCCUGUAGAGAAGGAAAAAGAUUAA